Ipomoea nil (Japanese morning glory) is the source of this 3453-nucleotide messenger RNA. RefSeq names its product receptor-like protein 12. Gene Ontology annotation, molecular function: receptor serine/threonine kinase binding. The record is from RefSeq and is a predicted model, not a curated record. NCBI's taxonomy places the organism in Eukaryota, Viridiplantae, Streptophyta, Magnoliopsida, Solanales, Convolvulaceae. The coding region runs from base 85 to 3288 and encodes 1067 amino acids. The transcript has 2 exons.
GCUAUAUAUAUAUCUGACAUAUGCUGCUUCCAUACACAAAACUCAAAGGAACUAAAAAAAAAUUGUAUUUACUUUUGAGACACCAUGAAACAUACCAAACAAAAUAUUAUGCUAGUGCUUAUUUUUCUUCUGUUCAUUUGCAAAUUUGAGUAUUGUUACUCAAAUGAUGUUGCUAGUUGCGUUGAAGGGGAACGAAUUGCUCUUCUCCAAUUCAAGGAAAGCUUAAUUCAUACAUCAAACCGUCUCUCUUCAUGGAGCGGUCUUGAUUGUUGUGAAUGGGAGGGAAUUUCUUGUAGCUCAACAACUGGCCAUGUCCUAAAGCUUGAUUUGCACAACCCAGCUACAUUAUCUGAUGGUGAUUUAGAGAACUAUUGGUCACAUCAUGUUUUGCCAUCAAACUAUAGCAACAAGUGCUUGGGAGGUGAGAUCAAUCAUUCUCUUAUCAACUUAACACAUUUGAAUUACCUUGAUCUAAGCCUCAACAAUUUUUCUGGGAUCCGAAUUCCUGAAUUCUUUGGAUCUUUCAAAAACUUGAGGUAUCUUAACAUCUCAAGCUCUGGUUUUUUUGGAAAUAUUCCCACUCAUCUUGGAAAUCUUUCAAGUUUAGAGUAUCUCCACCUUGGAGAGGCUUUGGUUAGUGUUCCAUCUUAUAAUGAUUUGGCUACAGAUAACUUGGACUGGUUGGCUAGCCUUUCUUCCCUAAAAAGCCUUGACAUGUAUGGAGUUUCAAUUCGGCAUAGUGAAAAUUGGUUACGCACAAUCAACAAGCUUGUGUCUUUAUCUUCUUUAAACUUGGCUGUAUGUGACAUCAACACAACUAGUCCUCUUUCACAUGUUAACUCCACCUCUCUCAUCUCCCUUGAUCUCAGUGCGGAUAGAUUAGAUUCUGCAAUCCUUCCAUGGUUGUCUAAUCUCACAAGACUAGAGCAUUUGAAUCUAGGCGACAACUCUCUUAAUUCUAGCUUGCUAGAAAUCUUUGAGCCCUUUCCCUCUCUAAAGGUCCUUGACCUUUCUUUUAAUAUCUUUACAGGCACACUAGUUCCGUUGUGUAAGUUUCACAAAUUGGUUUUCAUGGAUCUUAGUUCUAACAGUUUUCAAGGUUCAAUUUCCAAUUGUCUUGGGAACUUGACUUCUUUAACCUCUCUUAGAUUAAGUGAUAAUGACUUUACUGGUUCAAUUCCCAAUUCUCUUGGAAACUUGACUUCUUUAACCUUUCUUAGUUUAAGGAUGAAUAGCUUUACAGGUUCAAUUCCCAAUUCUCUUGGAAACAUGACUUCUUUAACCUCUCUUGAUUUAAGUUCUAAUAGCUUUACAGGUUCAAUUCCCAAUUCUCUUGGAAACAUGACUUCUUUAACCUCUCUUGAUUUAAGUUCUAAUAGCUUUACAGGUUCAAUUCCAAAUACCAUUGGUAGUCUUUGUAGAUUGCAAGUUCUUGAUUUAUCCUUGAAUCAAUUGACGGACUCCAUUGUAGUUCUUUCUGAUUGCCUAUCAGAUAGUUUGAAAGAAUUGUACUUAGAUUCUAACAAUUUCAUUGGUCAACUUCCAAACCAGUUGUACAAGUAUAAGAAUUUGGAAGUCCUUUCCCUGUCUUCAAACUCCUUCUCUGGUCCAAUAAUGGAGUCACUUGGAAAUUUGUCAAUGUUGCGAUUGCUGGAUAUUAGUAACAAUAAGUUUAGUGGUAGUGUCCCCUCUAGUCUUGGUGAACUUUCAAAUCUUGAAGAGUUAGAUAUAUCUAAUAAUUCAUUGGUAGGUUUCCUCUCUGAAUUCCACUUUUCAAAACUCAGUAAGCUUCAAUCUUUGUACAUAUCUAGUAAUUUGUUUUUUUGGAAUGUAAGCUCCAACUGGGUUCCUCCUUUUCAACUCCUUGACAUAGCAAUGGAAUCCAUCAAAAUUGGUCCUCAUUUUCCUCAUUGGCUUCGUACUCAAAGAUAUGUUGAUUCCCUGUUUAUUUCUAAUGCCAGCAUCUCAAGUGCUAUCCCUGAUUGGUUUGAGAAAUUUUUCUGGAACACCUCUCAAUUAGAUCUCUCUAAAAAUCAUAUAAGUGGAGAGCUUCCCUUGAAACCACAUGUUGAAGGUUACAUGCAGAUGAGUUAUCUUUCUCUGUCAAACAAUUAUUUGAGUGGUGGCAUCCCCAAGUCGCUAUGUAGUUUAAACUCUUUACGGAUUCUUGCUCUAUCCACAAAUCAGUUAUAUGGAGAAAUACCUCCAUGCUUAGGAAAACUACAUAGUUUGAUUGUUCUUGACUUGGGGAAUAACAAUCUAAGUGGCCGUAUUCCAAAAUCAUUGGGAUCUCUACAAGGAUUAUUCUCUCUCCACUUGCAGAAUAAUGAACUUGAUGGGAAACUUCCAUCAAGCAUGCAGAAUUUAACAAAUCUGAUGACCUUGGAUUUGAGUGAAAAUAAAUUUAUGGAUGUUAUACCUUCAUGGAUUGGGGAAAAAUUAUUGAGUUUGAAAUAUCUCAUCUUUUAUAGAAAUAAGUUCUAUGGGGAUAUUCCAUUGCAACUAUGUCAACUGCAGGAUCUUCAAUUGUUAAAUUUGGCAAAUAACAACAUAUCAGGAUACAUCCCACAGUGUUUUGGAAACUUUACUGCAAUGGCUUUUGAUGGCGACCAUACACCUAUUGGGUACGCCAUGUAUAAUGCUAAAACGUAUGAAGAUCAAAUUGAUGAAGUCGUAAAAGGAUUAACAUUGCAGUACACUAAAAACCUUCAAUUCCUGAUAUCUAUAGAUCUUUCAGGGAAUCAUAUUGUUGGAAAGAUCCCGAUUGAGAUAAUGAGUUUGCAUGCAUUGGAGAACUUGAAUGUUUCUAGAAAUAAUCUAAGUGGAACAAUCCCUGAGGCUAUUGGCAAUUUGAGCAAAAUUGAAUCACUCGAUUUAUCUAGAAAUGAACUCUCUGGUCCCAUUCCACCAAGCUUGUCAUCCUUGAAUUUUUUGAGCCACUUGAACUUGUCAUUCAACUAUUUAUAUGGGAAAAUACCAACUGGAAGUCAACUUCAAACCCUCAAUGAUCCAUCCAUUUACAUGGGCAACGAAGGACUUUGUGGUGCCCCUCUUUCAAAGGGUUGCUCCAGUGAUGUCGUGCCAACUUUUGUUAAUCAAUCUACAAAAAUCAGUAGUGAUGAUGACGACCAUGAGUUUUUCAUGUGGUUCUAUGCUGGUUUGGGGCCUGGUUUCUUUGUUGGAUUCAUUGGAGUAUUAAGCAUUCUACUGUUUGCAAGAUCUUGGAGCUAUGCGUACUUCAAAUUUUUAGAGAUUGCUUACAACAAAAUACUCAAUUGUUUUUAUUAAAGGUCAAUGCUAGUCAAUGAGCAAUUGUGUGUUGAAGGUAUUUGUCAUUGGUCUUCAAUGUGGAUUACUCUUGACAUGUUGGAAGGGAGUUUCUUCCUCUAACUUGAAAGGCAAAAGAGUAUUGUUGAUUUUGAUAUAAUUUGCAAUUGAUGUUCAUCUUAUUUA